CUGCCCUGCCUCUCACAUGCAUCCCAAGAAAGACCGUUUCAAAAGUUUUCCUUUCAGUAAUCACCAACUUAUUACAAAUCAAUCCCAAGAAACUCUUUUUUAUUAAAUUACGCCCCAAACCCCACCAUGCAGAUCUCUUCAGUGAAGCUCAGAACUCCGGCUUUCACGUCGCCGGAGUUCUUGAGCCGGAGGUGCCUCAUAAAGUCUCACUCUUUAUCACUACCCAACUUCCACAAUGCCCAAAAAACCGCUCCUUCUUCCUCUUCCUCUUCCCUCAAACCCCUUCACAUAUCUUCCGGGGAUUGUUUCGCAUUGGCGGGCAAAACCGAGAAGGGAAGCGCCGUCUGCAAUGCCUACGAGGCGGACCAGUCACGGCCGCUGGAGAUCAACAUUGAGUUGCCGGACCAGCAGGAGGCGACCCAGAGGCUGAAAAUUGGUUUAUAUUUUGCUACCUGGUGGGCACUUAAUGUUGUGUUCAAUAUCUACAAUAAGAAGGUUUUGAAUGUGUUUCCAUAUCCAUGGCUCACCUCCACGCUCUCCCUCGCAACCGGAUCGCUCAUGAUGCUCGUUUCAUGGGCCACCAGGAUAGCCGAGACCCCAAAAACUGAUCUAGAUUUUUGGAAGACUCUGCUUCCGGUUGCGGUGGCACAUACAAUUGGGCAUGUUGCGGCGACUGUGAGCAUGGCGAAGGUGGCGGUUUCGUUCACUCACAUCAUCAAGAGUAGCGAGCCUGCAUUCAGUGUAUUGGUUUCGAGGUUCUUGUUAGGCGAAACGUUUCCUCUCCCAGUUUACCUCUCGCUCUUUCCGAUCAUUGGAGGAUGCGCGCUCGCUGCUGUUACCGAGCUCAAUUUCAACAUGAUUGGGUUCAUGGGGGCUAUGAUAUCGAACCUGGCAUUCGUGUUCAGGAAUAUAUUUUCGAAGAAAGGGAUGAAGGGCAAGUCCGUUAGUGGGAUGAACUACUAUGCUUGUCUGUCUAUGUUGUCUCUACUGAUUCUGAUUCCAUUUGCCAUCGCCGUGGAGGGACCCAAGAUGUGGGCUGCUGGAUGGAACACAGCUCUUGCGCAGAUCGGUCCCAACUUCGUAUGGUGGGUGGUGGCACAGAGUGUCUUCUAUCACUUGUAUAAUCAGGUUUCAUACAUGUCACUAGAUCAGAUAUCUCCCUUAACAUUCAGCGUUGGGAACACAAUGAAGCGGAUAUCCGUCAUAGUCGCGUCCAUCAUCAUCUUCCACACACCUAUCCAACCCAUCAACGCACUCGGAGCAGCCAUUGCAAUCCUUGGAACCUUCCUCUACUCACAAGGUGUUCGAGUAUGGUCAGCCGAACUUCAUGGUCAUGGAUUCGUGGAGUUGGUUUACGGAAUCACAAAAACAUCUUUCUAUUCCAGUUCAAGCAUACUGACUGUCUCUUCAUCUCCUUCAAAAGUUAUGGGGAAUUUCUCAGUACUUGUUCAGGCUGUCCUAACUACGGUUCAGAUUUUGUGCUUUUCAAUUCUUAAAGCGUCUUGUAACUCUCCCAUAUCUUUGGAAGGAAACGCAGCUUCGUCCUCUUUCCCAAGCGACUUCCUUUUUGGAACUGCUUCCUCUUCUUACCAGUAUGAGGGAGCUUAUCUGAAUGAUGGUAAAGCACUCAACAACUGGGAUGUUUUCACUCACGAGCCCGAUCGUAUCUCGGAUGGAACUAAUGGAGAUAUUGCUGUUGAUCAGUACCAUCUUUAUAUGGAAGAUUUGGAUCUCAUGAACUACCUUGGAGUCAAUAGUUACCGGUUUUCUAUAUCUUGGGCAAGAGUUUUACCCAAAGGAAGAUUUGGGAGAGUGAAUCGCGCCGGCAUUGCUCACUAUAACAAGUUCAUCGACGAGCUUCUGCUUAGAGGAAUCCAGCCGUAUGUGACGUUGACUCACUACGACAUUCCACAGGAACUCGAAGACAGAUAUGGAGCUUGGCUAAGUCCCCAAGUGCAGGCGGAUUUCAAACAUUACGCAAAUACAUGUUUCAAAUUCUUUGGAGACCGGGUGAAGUACUGGGCGACAUUCAAUGAGCCCAAUGUAGCAGUUCCAAAUGGUUACAGGUUAGGGACAUACCCGCCAGCUCGCUGCUCUAUCCCAUUUGGGAAUUGUACUAGUGGGGAUUCAGAGAGGGAGCCUUUCAUUGCAGCUCAUAAUAUCAUCCUAUCCCAUGCAGCUGCUGUGAAUGUAUACAGAACCAAAUAUCAGGUAAUUAACAAGAAAAUACAAGGAGGUAGCAUUGGAAUUGUCAUGAAUGCUCCAUGGUUUGAACCCAUCAGCAACUCCUUAGAAGACAAAUUAGCAGCUGAGAGGGCUAUAUCUUUCUACAUGAACUGGUUCUUAGACCCGAUUGUACUCGGGAGAUAUCCUGCAGAAAUGCAAGAGCUUCUAGGAGCUGAUUUGCCAGCAUUUUCAAAAUCUGAUGUGGAGAUGCUGAAGAAGACUGGAUUAGACUUCAUUGGCCUCAAUCAUUAUACCAGUUGUUACUCAAAAGACUGUAUGUUUUCGGUAUGUGAAUCAGGAACAGGAGCUUCAAGGACAGAGGGUUACGCUUUGAGAACUUUCGAAAAAGAUGGAGUCUUCAUUGGAGAACCAACUACGAUUGAUUGGCUAUAUGUCUAUCCUCAAGGAAUGGAGAAGAUCGUAACGUACGUAAAAGAAAGAUACAAUAACACACCAAUGUUCAUCACAGAAAAUGGGUUUGGUGAGAUAGAGAAUUCAAAUUCAAGUAGUGCAGAAUUACUGCACGAUGUCAAGAGAUUGGAGUACAUGGGAUCCUAUUUACAGGCACUUGCAAAAGCAAUGAGAAAAGGAGCAGAUGUGAGAGGUUACUUGGUGUGGUCGUUGCUGGACAAUUUCGAGUGGACGAGUGGAUAUACUAUUCGGUUUGGACUUUACCGUGUUGAUUAUACCACUCUCAAGAGAACUCAAAGACUAUCAGCGGCUUGGUACAAACAAUUCAUUUCGAAUCAUACGGUGCAGGCUUCAAGUACCUCAUCAUGAUAUAGAACUAUGCAGAAUUAAUGUACACGGCUGUUAUCAUGACAAGAAAUUCGCACAAAGUUGUGCUUUUGAGUUAGUCUUAUUGAGUUGAAUUAUAACAGUUUGACCAA
Messenger RNA from Malus domestica (apple), 3116 nucleotides. The record is from RefSeq and is a predicted model, not a curated record. Lineage: Eukaryota; Viridiplantae; Streptophyta; Magnoliopsida; Rosales; Rosaceae.